GACACAGCGGUCACAGCGAUGGAGGCAUGGAUGUAGUGUUAUGGCACACAUUAGUGUAGGUUUUUUUUUAAUUUAUUUUAAAUAAUACCCCAGAAUCGUCGACGUUAAAUGUCUUAUCUUUUUAAACAUAACAAGUCGAUGCUUUAAAAUUUAAUUUCUCCGGUACUUACAUUAUCUGCCUCGUCUUUUCUUUUUUACUGUUAAGUUAGUUGACUAUAGGAUGUAAAUUAAUGAACGUCGAUAUUGUUAAUAAUCACAUUGUUUGAGGUAAAGCUAUGCGUGUGGUCAGUUUUGUGACAGCAGGUGAUUAAUGGCGAUGUGGCUGGAUGAACUCUCUUUGACUGGCUAACUUGUUCAAGAUGCGGUAUGUUUAUUAGGUUUGGCAGAGCCCUAACCCGGAUCCGGGAGUCCCUGGGCAAGACUUGCUUUUUUGAUCACCAUCCACAUUAUCGGGUGUCAUCAGCGUCCUGGAGCCACCCAGUCGUGUCGCUGGCUGCAAAAUCCCAGCCAUGGGUUCGCCUAUCAGGCGAUCGGCGAUACAGUGGGGACUCUCUCGUCAUUUCCCGUCUAGGACGAGGCAAAUGCUUUCUUGGGCCGGACCUGUUCUUCCUCUCCUGCCCGCAAAGCUCAAAGUUCAACGUGCGGCUACAAUCCACAUCCGUGUCCUUACCGGGUAAAAAACAGGGAGCAGCUACAGCAAAGAGGCCGCCCAAGGGACCAAGGACCAAGCAGCCAUCCCGAGCCAAUGUAGCCGCCCAAGAGGACGAUGGCACGGAAGUAAUGCAGUGUGUCGCAUUUGCCACUGCCGACCACUACGUGUUACCGUCGCUCUGUCAUGACCUGGUAGCCAACGGGUUCUUUGAAGUCAAAGACUUUCCCAGAGAUGCUUCCAACGUCCUCGUCAUGGGCACGGAGAUGGCAGCGAAGCCCUAUGACCAACCGCUCAUGUUUUUCUUCCGGGAAGGUGCUGUUGUUUUCUGGAAUGUGGAGGAGAGGACGAUGAAGCUGGUGAUGAGGACCCUGGAGCAGCACGAGAUCCAGCCAUAUGAGGUGGCCCUCGUGCACUGGGAGAACGAGGAGAUCGGCUACUCCCUGGGCGCAGGGAGCUCCAAACUGCACCAUGGGAGCUUCCACCUGGACAGCGAGCUGGAGCAGGACCUGGCUGUGCUGGAGAAGUUCGCGUUCUCCAACGCGCUCUCGCUGUCAGUGAAGUUGGCCAUCUGGGAGGUGUCUCUGGACAACUUUGUUGACUCGAUUCAGUCCAUUCCUGAGAUGCUCAAGUCGGGGAAGAGAGUGAAACUGUCCAGAGCAGAGGUCAUGCAAAAAAUCGGCGAGCUCUUCGCCCUGCGACAUCGGAUCAACCUCAGCUCGGACCUGCUCAUCACCCCCGACUUCUACUGGGACAGAGAGAACCUGGAGCAGCUCUACGAUAAGACUUGCCAGUUCCUCAGCAUCAAUCGCAGAGUCAAGGUGAUGAACGAGAAGCUGCAGCACUGCACCGAGCUGACGGACCUGAUGCGGAACCACUUGAGCGAGAAACACGGACUGCGGCUGGAAUGGAUGAUCGUCAUUCUCAUCACCAUCGAGGUCGGGAGGUCAUGUUUGCAAGUGGCAGGGUGCCUUGGUCGCUCGGUGGGGAAGGCAGUCACCGGGUCCAUUCCCCAAAUACUGUGUGUGUGUGUGUGAAACACUGUGAUUCAACAGGCAGAACCUUGGGCAGAGGUCAAAGUUGUCUUUUUGGGGAUCAGGAGAGGGCUUUACAAUGGAAGAUCAAUGGGGCAAAUAGACAAAAAAAAUAGCCAUUAUACCAGAAACAAACAAAUACUCACUGUAAAUACACAGAAUGACAAUGACUUUCCUGUCUUGACCAAACUGGUCCACAUUAUAGGGGCCAAAACAUGCCAAUUUGUACAAGUCACAGGGAUAAUGGAACAAGUCAGCACAGUUAUUAGUCACAUGAUGCCAGUGACCCCACUGCUCCUCCAACCACCUGAAGCGGAUCGUUAAACUGCGUAUGAAGAAUCAUCUCUAAAACUGGCAGGAAGGGUCAGGUGCAUUUUGAGAGUGAAUUCAUAAGGGUUGACAUGCCUGGACUUUGACAUUGAUUAACUACAUUACAUCAUUAAUAGAGUUAAUCAUUCUGGUUCUUGAUACUGGUGUUUUCAGAGGAGUGUCUGUGGACAGGAAGUUUAUUGAUAAACAAGCAUGGAUUAUACCCCGGUGGUGGCAAAACAGUGAUGUAAUCAAAGGGUUGUGCUGUUCAAACGCUGCCGGCUUCUUUACCACAGGCAAGUGCUAUGAUAUCCAGCUUCCCGCCUCAGCCCUUUCCUCAUUGGAUAUCUGAGUGUGAUUGAGCUCCUUGCCAGCAAACCAAAGAGUGCUUUCAGGUGCUUGAUUUAUUUGCCAUGCUACUGCAAUCUUCCUAAAAGCAUUCCUUUUCUUUGCCCCCGGUAGGUAAUGUUUGAACUUGCAAGAGUCAUCUUCUGAUCAGCUCCCCCUCCGAUGGACAUUCUUCUUCACGGCUGCAGGGGGUGCACGUUUCAGCGGUCAUUAGAAGAGAAGAGUAUAUUUAGGAAUUUGUUUAAUUACUGCAAGUACAUGUAGAUACUGCACUCAUUUUAAGUAUGAAGAACGCUGGCAGUAUCCGUCAUUUUACUUCCACAGGCUGGCACAGAUUAUUGAAAUGCGUUGUGGACCUUCCAUUUGGAUUGAAGCGUGGGCUUCUCCUCCACUUCCCCUGCUUUUCUGAGUGUGGAAUCCACCUGGAGUGGUGUCUCAGCUAAUUCACAGGUGUGGCCGGAUAAAGUCAAGCUGUCCCUCCCCCUCCCCAUGUCAAGCUGUCGUUUGGGCAGGUGUUUCCUCAAACUCCAUGCCCUGUAAAUCCCUGGUGACUUUUUGACAAACUGGCUGUUGAUUAAUGGUGUUUUUCUCCAGCCCUGGACGCUGCCUUGGGGAUAAAGUUCUAACACAGGGGAGAAGUGAGCACAAGCAGAUCAAGGAGAGCUGAGAUGUGGACCAUGGUUUUGGUUUUACUGAGAGGGAGAUCUAGAGGUCUGACCACUUAGGCUAUGUCAGUAUGUGCUCCUGGUGCUGUACUGUCUGAUUCUGUUGCUCAUGUCUUUCUGUAUUUUUUGCAAGUGUAGCUAUGCUAUUUAUAAAACAAAUAAAAUCUCGUACAUGCUGUUA
Messenger RNA from Paramormyrops kingsleyae, 3186 nucleotides. RefSeq names its product required for meiotic nuclear division 1 homolog (gene rmnd1). Lineage: Eukaryota; Metazoa; Chordata; Actinopteri; Osteoglossiformes; Mormyridae. The record is from RefSeq and is a predicted model, not a curated record. Gene Ontology annotation, biological process: positive regulation of mitochondrial translation.